This is a messenger RNA of Chaetura pelagica (chimney swift), 684 nucleotides long. It is a transcript of the gene TCF21, whose product is annotated as transcription factor 21. NCBI's taxonomy places the organism in Eukaryota, Metazoa, Chordata, Aves, Apodiformes, Apodidae. Gene Ontology annotation, biological process: regulation of transcription by RNA polymerase II; developmental process. The transcript is spliced from 2 exons. The record is from RefSeq and is a predicted model, not a curated record. The coding region runs from base 67 to 684 and encodes 205 amino acids. Gene Ontology annotation, molecular function: DNA-binding transcription factor activity, RNA polymerase II-specific; protein dimerization activity; RNA polymerase II transcription regulatory region sequence-specific DNA binding.
UUGAGGAGCUGCCUUUCCUCCCACCCCCACCCCCCUUCCCGCUGGUCCUUUGGCAUCUUCCAGACCAUGUCCACUGGGUCCCUCAGUGAUGCGGAAGAUCUGCAGGAGGUGGAGAUGCUGGAGUGCGAUGGCCUGAAAAUGGAUGCUAACAAAGAGUUUGGGGUGUCCAACGAAAGCAACGAGGAGGGAUCCAAUGGCGAGAACGGAUCCCCUCAGAAGGCGAGAGGGGCCGCGGGCAAGAGGAAAAAAGCUCCCCCCAAGAAGAGCCCUUUAAAUGGAGUGAGCCAAGAGGGAAAGCAGGUCCAGAGAAAUGCUGCCAACGCCAGGGAGAGGGCGAGGAUGAGGGUCCUUAGCAAAGCCUUCUCCAGGCUUAAGACCACCCUGCCAUGGGUGCCCCCAGACACCAAGCUUUCCAAACUGGACACCUUGAGGUUGGCCUCCAGCUACAUUGCUCACCUGAGGCAGAUCCUGGCCAAUGACAAGUAUGAAAACGGCUACAUCCACCCUGUCAACCUGGUAAGUCACGGCCCGCCAGGGCCAGGCACUCGGGCACGGAGCGGUGUAAAUGUUCGUUUCCGACCCUCGGGCUCGACGGGGGAAGGACCGCGCGUCCGCCGGGCCCCCGGGCAGCCACCGCGCUCGGCCGGCGGCCCGGGCCACGGGAAGGCUGCUUCCCGGAGCUAA